AAAGACCAACUCUAAAAGAUAUUAUUACUCUCGUGCUUCAAAAUCCAGACUGUGAAAAAGAAAUUUUAACUGAAGCAAAAGUAAAGGCUAUUAGAUUUGAUGCUAGUGAAAUGUUUGAUUUUGAGAAUGAAUAUGAUAUUCAAGAGGGGUGGAUUAUUACAGAUGAAGGUUCUAAAUGGUUUAAUGUAAAAGAGUUAAUGUUUUUUAUUGGAAGAAAUUUUAAAUAUUAUCGUUCAAU
This is a messenger RNA of Racocetra persica, 238 nucleotides long. NCBI's taxonomy places the organism in Eukaryota, Fungi, Glomeromycota, Glomeromycetes, Diversisporales, Gigasporaceae. The record is from the annotation of a GenBank genome assembly.